Boeremia exigua is the source of this 1182-nucleotide messenger RNA. RefSeq lists its product as uncharacterized. The transcript has a single exon. NCBI's taxonomy places the organism in Eukaryota, Fungi, Ascomycota, Dothideomycetes, Pleosporales, Didymellaceae. Bases 370 to 1182 code for a protein of 270 amino acids. The record is from RefSeq and is a predicted model, not a curated record.
CGCGGGACCCCCAUCCUCGGCUACCUCCCCCGCGAACCCCAGCGUUCACCCCACUGCACUACGAACAUUGAAUAACUUUGCAUCUGAACCUGGUCACAGCAGCCCUCCGAACUCGAUUUUUUAUCACUGCACAGUGGCACAAUCCAUUGCAACGUGCGGAGAUAGCCAGCGAACACCGGUAUCGGCCGCGGACGACUACUGACAGCACUGUGAAUCAUACCUCCAAAGAUCAUCGCUACGCCCUAGCGCUUAGCCCCACGCCCUGCGUACAUACUGGUAUCAAAACCUAAGAUCCUACAUCUACCCUCGCGUCUGCCUCUGUGUCGCACCACCACACGCCCCUACAACCUCCAACCCCCCACCGCCACCAUGGGCGUCUACUAUGAAACCAUCCCCACCAGCCUCAUUCCCUGGAUCCAAAAACAGCAAAUGCUGCUCGUCGGCACCGCACCCCUCUCCUCCAGCGGCCACAUCAACAUCUCCCCCAAAGGCGGCCCCGACUUCUUCGGCGUCCUCUCGCCCACCACCUUCUGGUACCUCGACCUCACCGGCUCUGGCAUCGAGACACAUGCACACCUGCAUGAGCCCGGUAACGGGCGCAUCUGCGUCAUGUUCAUGGCGUUCGACGGCGCGCCGCAGAUCGUGCGCAUCUGGGGCACUGGGCGGGCAGUCGAGGCCGGGACCGCCGAGUACGAGGCGUUCGUGGCCGAGCACAAGGUCAAGACGAUUGUGGGGAGUCGCGCGAUCGUGCUGGUCGAUGUGCACCAGUGCGGCACGUCGUGUGGGUUCUCGGUGCCAAAGUAUGAUUUCGUUCAGUAUCGCACGGUGCUGAAUGAUCACUUUGAGAAGAAGGAGCAGAAGUUCAAGAACGGCGAUGAGAAGGAGUCAAUGGAUAGGUAUUGGGCCUGGAAGAGUGCGAGGAGUGUGGAUGGGAUGCCGGGGAUGAAGAGGGGCGUGGAGUAUGCGGAGAAGCAUGGGGUGGCGCCACUGAAGAAGUGGAAGGGGGAGUAUGCGCCGGGGGGUGCAAAGGCAUGGGGGGCGAGGGAGGGGCAGCGAGGCAGUGAUAGGGCGUUGGUGUUUUUGGUGCUGUUGCUUGGGAUUGUAAUUGGGGGGGUGUUGAGUUUGAGUGUUGUUACGCCGGAAAGGUUGGGGAUGCUGCAGAGGAAGGAAAAGUUGUGGUGA